Peronospora farinosa is the source of this 2208-nucleotide messenger RNA. The record is from the annotation of a GenBank genome assembly. NCBI's taxonomy places the organism in Eukaryota, Oomycota, Peronosporomycetes, Peronosporales, Peronosporaceae.
AUGGGAGCUGCUUAUGAGGCGUUGGCAGUGACACAAAGUGCUCAACUAUAUCUCCUAGUAGGAGUUUUAGGAUUUGUUAUCUAUCUCGUACUCGUACUUUCUUUCUUUUUUGUACCAAAUAUUAAAGCACAACAUCCAGCAGCCGAUCUUGUCGUAUGGCACGCAGGAUGUGGUUUUAUGACGUCCGUUGGGUUCAUUUUGGGUUUUGGAUUCUUACAUGACAAUGACGACAAAGAAUUAUUGCAAUGGCAAUGCUCAUUUCUUGCAUCGUUUAAUCAAUUUUUCUUCCUGGCGGGUGCUUUUUGGUACCUUAUGCUGACAUUGGACCUACUUGUGGCACUUGUAAACCCCUGGAUGGGAUACAGUUGCAAGUCGUGGACAUAUCAUACCAUAGUUUGGAGUGUGAGUGCCGUCUCAGCAUUACUGCUACAUCAGCUCAAACUCUUUGGUCUCUCGUCACUCAAUAUCUGUUGGGUGAAACGCACGAAAGACCCAGCACAAGUGAAUAUGGCCAAUUGGUUCUUCCUAUUUGCAGCUGUGGGUGGCAUUUGUCUCUUGUCACUUGCUGUGCUGCUGUUCGCGAGUUUUCGCUUUGUAAGACGACAACUGGAUGUCACGUAUCGUGCCAAGCGUCGCAAUCUGAUCCAGUACUACCGCUAUCUCUUCAUCUUUGCAGGCCAUUGGGUCGCGUGCGGUGCACUGUACUAUGCUGCAUACCGUCAGGAGUUUGACGGCAGGAUGGCCAAACAAUUUGAGCUUGCAUUUGCGCUGGUCUUUGGGUCAUACCCUGCUCUGCUGCUUAUUGUAUGGGUACUGAACACUGAGUUAUACCAGAAUUUCUCCAGCGAGAACAACCUCUCCAGAUCAGAGCGCGGUGCUAGCGACUUGACGAAUACGGAGCAUUUUAGUGCUGCUCUGCGAAAAGACCUAAUGCGGUACACGACUGCAGGGAUUCGUUGCAGCAUCAGCGAGUCCCCUAUAGAUAGCUUACGCUCCCCGUUACUUAGUCUGACACGAGACCGUUUUGGAUCAUUAGAUCGCACUGCUGCACUGUCUUUUUUGCAAAUGGAAGAGGGCGGAUCGGCCGGUUUGUAUCACGAGAAGAAGCGGUUGGCAACCACAGUGUACAACGGCGAGUAUCGGUACUACGAGAAGUUAGGUUUCACCGACUAUGCGCCGAAAGUGUUCCAGAACAUUCGGGAGAUCUGUGGCAUCGACAACGAAAUGUACGAGCAGUCAUUUGCAGACACGCUGCUGGAGCGCGCAUCGGAGGGCAAGUCAGGGAUGUUGUUUUACUUUACGAGUGACCGCAAGUACCUGGUGAAGACUAUGACGAAGAAAGAGCACUCCUUUCUACUAGAGGUGCUUCCACUGUACCACCAGUAUAUUUUGAAGCAGCCGAACUCGCUCUUGUGCCGGUUUCUUGGCUGCCAUUCGAUGCAACUACCUGUUGGAUGGAACAAAAUGUUUUUUGUUGUAAUGAAGAACAUAUUUCCGGACGGGCCGGUUGACGAACGCUACGACCUAAAGGGAAUAUUUCACCAAUCCAACUUCAGGUACCAGGAAGGUGUCCCAACACCGGUGUCUAGUGACUGGAGCCGGAGUGGCAGGGAAGAAGAAAGAGUUGCGCACACGUUGGAAGAAGACGCUACAGAGUUGAGCGAGAGCCAUAGUGUGGAGAGUGACUUGGAACAUUUUACAGAGAAGCAGCCGCUGCUGCGCCGUGGCAGCUCGCGUCCUUUGCUCCGCUAUGAUAACGAUUUUGUAACUCGCCGAGCUUCACUUCGUGUGAAUCCUACAACCCGUGCGAACUUGCUUGCACAAGUAACUAGCGAUUGUGGAUUUCUUCAAGAGCUAGGAAUCAUGGACUACAGUUGUCUCCUCGGCAUUCGAAACUACAACUAUCACAUUGAACCCGAGAUUAUGGAUAAUCUUGCACAUAAUGCCGUUGUUUCGGCCGAUCAGUCUACCGUUUACUACCUGGGAUUCGUGGAUAUAUUGCAACAUUACAAUAUUGGAUGGAAAAUGCAGCAUUGCUUGCUGGCUACGGUAGUGGACAAGCGACGAAUCACGGCGCUUCCUCCUGCUGAGUAUGCACUGCGAUUUUUAAAUUUCAUCCACGAGUAUCUGCUGCGAGACCUAGAAGGAUCACAAGUUCGUUCAUACGGGAGCAUAGGACACUCGCCCUCCAAUUUUUUUAUUCGCUAG